CAAGCACAUCAUUGAAGGGUGUUACAUUUGUAUUGGCACAAAACUUGAAAAGAUGGAGAGCAGCUUAGGUGAUAUGUUGCUGAAGGUUGCUGUGUUCUUACUAGUUCAAGCUUUGGUGUACCUUAUUCUUUCCAAUUCAUCAAACAUCUUCUCCAAGACCAUCAAGAAAUCUAACAGCUUCAAGCCUGCUCGCUCGGUAAGCAUUCGCCGGAUGCUGGCUUUGAUCUCUGAUUUCCCCCCUGAAGGAGAACCCUCUCCGUCUCCAAAGGGUCCUCAAUCACCAACCCUUCAAAAUUAAGUGAUCAAAGCUUUUAAUUGCAGCUACCAAAAUUCCGAAAGAAAAAAAUGGAGGCAAUUAAUUCAUGCAUGUAAAUUAUUGUUUUCUUUUCUCUUUUUCAUUGUAGAGGCUAUUGUAUUGCCAAUUUAGCUGAACAAUCCAAAAUUAUUGGUUUGUAGUUCUUGAAUUCUUUUGUUCAUUCAUUUUUUUAAUCAUGAAUAUUGUGAUAUAUUUAGGAAUGGAAUGUUGAGAUUCAUUUGCUUUUACCUCUGCUUUGUACAUGGAGGACCAGAUUUAGUUAAGAACUCAAUGAUUAUGGGUCAUAUGC
Messenger RNA from Abrus precatorius (Indian licorice), 605 nucleotides. RefSeq lists its product as uncharacterized. Bases 53 to 298 code for a protein of 81 amino acids. The transcript has a single exon. NCBI's taxonomy places the organism in Eukaryota, Viridiplantae, Streptophyta, Magnoliopsida, Fabales, Fabaceae. The record is from RefSeq and is a predicted model, not a curated record.